Molecule: messenger RNA, 3421 nt
Organism: Lolium perenne
Lineage: Eukaryota; Viridiplantae; Streptophyta; Magnoliopsida; Poales; Poaceae
Product: exocyst complex component SEC3A
Biological process (GO): Golgi to plasma membrane transport; exocytosis
Cellular component (GO): exocyst; plasma membrane
Molecular function (GO): phosphatidylinositol-4,5-bisphosphate binding
Source: RefSeq, a predicted model, not a curated record
CUCUCCUCUUUUUCUCUCCUUGAUCCCCUCACCCUAAAAAAUGGCGACAGCCACGAAUAGAGAGAAAAAGAAGGAGACGGGCAAGGCAGCAUGAGUCCCCGUCCAUGCAGCGAGAUCAGUUGGUCGGUUACAAGGACGGAUCGAUCGGAGAUAGAAAUUAAAGAACCAUCCAUGGCAGCCUGAUCCCGAUCGAAUCCAUCCGUCGUCAGAUUAUCACCAGAAGUAUUCCACACCGAUCCUAUUUUUUCUGACGGCGAUCAAGAAUUAAUUAUCCACCGGCGGCGAGGGCGGCGGCGGUGACUGAUAGGACGAUCGACCCUCCCCGUUGGUCGCGAUGGCGCGUUCAAGCGCGGACGACAUGGACCUGAAGCGCGCGUGCGAGGCGGGCAUUCUGAGCAAGGAGAAGGUCCCCGAGAAGGUGGCGCUGUCCAUGCGCGUCGCCAAGGGCCGCGUCGGCCCCCCUCGGGGAUUGGGAAUAGCCGGCAAGCUCACCUCCCGCCACAACCAGGGCAUGGCCAAGCCCCGCGUCCUCGCCGUCACAACCAAGGCGAAAGGGCAGAAGACCAAGGCCUUCCUGCGAGUUCUCAAGUACUCCAAUGGCGGAAUCCUCGAGCCAGCAAAAGUGUACAAGAUAAAACAUCUCCACAAGGUGGAGGUCGCUUCCAGUGAUCCCAGCGGCUGCACCUUCAUAUUGGGGUUUGAUAACCUCAAGAGCCAGAGUAUUUCGCCUCCUCAGUGGACGUUGCGCAACAAAGACGACAGGAACCGGCUGCUGAUGUGUAUUCUCAACCUGUGCAAAGAGCUGUUGGGUGGCAUCCCCAAAGUUGUUGGCAUGGACAUCGUCGAGAUGGCUAUCUGGGCCAAGGAGAACACUACGACAAAGGUUACACAGGUCAGCACGAAAGAUGGCCCAAUUGAAUCUGUAUUUGGAGAGGUUGAGUCACAAGUUACCGUUGAAAAGGACCUGGUUUCACAAGCGGAGGAAGAGGACAUUGAAGCUCUCCUUGGCACCUAUGUCAUGGCAAUUGGUGAAGCAGAGGCAUUUUCAGAAAGGAUGAAACGUGAACUUGUAGCUCUGGAAUCUGCAAAUGUUUAUGCCCUCAUGGAAACAGAAUCUGUUGUGGAAGAGGUAUUGCAGGGCCUAGAAGUAGCCAGUAUAUGUGUUGAAGAUAUGGAUGAGUGGCUCGGCAUUUUCAAUAUCAAACUCAGACAUAUGAGGGAGGAUAUACAAUCUAUAGAAUGGCGUAAUAACAGGUUGGAGCUGCAAUCUGUUAGUAAUGUGGCAUUAGGUGAAGAGCUAGACAAAUUGCUUGUAUUCUUGCAAAUACCACCUGAGUACGAGGAAUCAUUGACUGGAGGCUCAUUCGAUGAGGGUAAUAUGGUCAAGAAUACAGAAGCCUGUGAAUGGUUGACCAGUGCUAUAAAGAACCUAGAAGCGUCUAAUCUGGAUCCAUGCUAUGCAAAAUUGCGUGCUGUUAGAGAAAAACGAGCAGAAUUUGUACUUCUGAAGUGCACAUUUGUUCGGAGGGCAGCAGAAUUUUUACGGAAUUACUUUCCAAGUUUGAUUGAUUCUAUGCUAAAUGAUAAAGGCAACUUCUCUCAGAAAGGGCAACUGCAGAGGCCUGACCAUGCUGAUAUGAGGUACAAAUGCAGGAAAUAUGCACGGCUUCUACAAUUCAUCAAGAGUCUGGACAAAAGUUGUUUGCCCCCUUUGCGGAAAUCUUACUGUCAUUCUCUGAAUUUGCUAAUUCGACGGGAGGCCCGGGAAUUUUCUAAUGAGCUCCGAUCUAGUUCAAAAGUAUCAAAGAGCAGCACACCAUUGUUUGAGGGUCCUGCAGGUGCAAAUCAGUUAGCUGGUAUUACAGAUAGUUCUGCAGAUGCGUACUCCAAGAUGAUUACUGUAUUUAUUCCGCUUCUUGUUGAUGAGAGCUCGUUCUUGGCACAUUUUAUGUGCUUCGACGUUGCAUUGGAUGCUUCAGAUAGUGAGGAAAAUAGUACGUCUCCAAGAUCUUCAGAAGCCUCUGGGAGUAGUGUUAAACCAAGUAGCAGUGGAGCUGAUAUUGGAGUGCUGAACCAAUGCUUACAGGAGUUGCUCGAUGGUAUUCAGGAGGACUUCUACGCUAUAGUUGACUGGGCAUUCAAGCUAGAUCCAUUGAGUUGUAUAGCAAUGCAUGGCAUAACGGAUCGAUAUAUUUCUGCUCAGAAGGCAGAGGUUGCAGGAUAUGUGCCUGUGCUUCUUGAUGACUUGGAGACAAGAAUAACCAUUUUGUUUGGCAGGUUCGUUGAUGAUGCAUGUUACCAGAUCGAAAAGUAUGAGCGAAAUGUAAGACAAAUUGGAGUGGUGCCAUAUAUUCCCAGGUUUUCUCAACUUGCAGCGCGUAUGGAGCAGUAUAUCAAUGGAUCCAGGGAUCUUGUUGACCAGGCAUAUACAAAAAUUGUUACCAUUAUGUUUGUGACUCUGGAGAAAAUUGCUCAAGUUGAACCCAAAUAUGUUGAUAUAGUACUCUUGGAGAAUUAUGCAGCUUUCCAGCACAGUCUAUAUGAUUUAGCGAAUGUUGUGCCAACACUUGCUAAAUAUUAUCAUCAAGCCAGUGAAGCUUAUGAACAAGCUUGCUCGCGCCAUAUUAAUCUUGUUAUAUAUAUUCACUUUGAAAAGUUAUUCCAAUAUGCUCGGAGAAUUGAGGAACUGAUGUACAACAUGAGUCCUGAGGAGAUACCGUUCCAAGUUGGAAUGUCGAAGGUAGAUUUCCGCAAGAUGCUGAAGUCGAGCCUAACUGGUCUUGACAAAACAAUCAACGCCAUGUAUAGAAAACUACAGAAGAACAUAACCGCAGAAGAAUUGCUACCUUCUCUAUGGGAAAAAUGCAAGAAGGAGUUUCUCGAUAAAUAUGCAACCUUCCUCAAACUGAUUGCCAAAAUAUAUCCCAAUGAAACCGUGACAUCCGUCAACGAUAUGAGAGAUACCCUAGCAGCUCUAUAACAACAUUGCUGUUUGAUUAACUUUACAAGGAACUGGUAUUACAAGCCAUGAAUUUAGGUCUUAGCCAUUACAAAGGAGAAGAAGAAGAGCGGAGGAGGAAGGAGAAGACAGAAACAGGGAAGGCCGAAGCCGUUCAGACCCCCCUCGCAGUUGCUCUCUGCCUUGUAUUUAUAUCACUGUCCAAGUCCAGUUUCAUACCAACAUGCUCACUGACGCUUGGGUCCCACCGUAUUAGUAGAGGCAGGCAUUAACACAACCAUCCAAAGGUCAUCGGCACUUUACCACAAGAUGCUCCGCGCUCGGCAUUUCACACCCCUAAGAUAGAUGGGUGCAAAUGGGCAACGGAGGAUGGACACCUUGUCAGCCGAAUGUAGUGUUUGGCUAUUUAGCUACGCACCUUUGUCCAUCGUCUAAAUUCUGUCCAUUGGCUAUUUGGCGACG